Molecule: messenger RNA, 1302 nt
Organism: Clavispora lusitaniae ATCC 42720
Lineage: Eukaryota; Fungi; Ascomycota; Pichiomycetes; Serinales; Metschnikowiaceae
Gene: RAM1
Product: protein farnesyltransferase
Biological process (GO): protein farnesylation
Cellular component (GO): protein farnesyltransferase complex
Molecular function (GO): protein farnesyltransferase activity
Source: RefSeq, a predicted model, not a curated record
AUGGAGAAGGAAUUGAAGAAAGCGGCGUAUUUAAUGCUGAUAUUUGGACAUAAAAAACGAAGCUCACAUUCCAGCUUCGAAAGCAUCACACAUCCAGACAUUCUGGAAACCAUGUCAACUAUGCUAGGGGAUCUGCUGGUAGCGCAAGACAUCUAUUUAUGUGAAACGACAUCGGAUCAGGUGCAAGUAGAAUCUACGAUUCGGACAAUUUACGAAGAGUUGCUUCAAUGUGGUCAGGUUACCAAUACACCUCUUAACGUUGACACACAUUUGCGUUUCUUGGAAAGAUCCCUUUCCGAACCUUUGCCUGAGUUUUUCUAUAUGUUAGACUCAAGCCAAGCAUGGAUAGUGUAUUGGCUACUAAAUGCGCAUGUUGUUUUGAGUGGAAACCCCAUCAGUGCUGAGCUUAGGGAAAGAGCAUCGAAGAAAAUCAACUCGCUCAUCCUUGAAGAUGGCUUGGGUGGAAUUGCUGGCGGAUCCAAAGGUCAAAUAGGGCAUGUGGCACUGACUUAUGCUGCACUUUUAGUGCUCACCCUCAUCGAAGACUAUGAGACGUUGCAUCGGAUUAGAGAUAAUUUGGGCCAAUGGUUUGCGCUGCUCAAACACUCGGAUGGAUCUUUUGCCAUGCAUGCCAAUGGCGAACGAGAUACGAGGUCGACCUACUGUGUCUUGGUUGCAGUGUCAUUACUUCGUAUAAAUGUGCAAGGUCUAUUGUCUGGUACGUUAAACUGGAUACUUUCUUGCCAAACUUUUGAAGGUGGAUUUUCUGGCGUACCGGAUGCUGAAGCGCACGGUGGUUACACAUUCUGUGCUGUGGCCAGUUUGUUUCUACUUCCAGGGGGGGCAGAACUAUUAGAUCUUCCAAACUUGCUCCGGUGGUUGUCCGGGAGACAGUUUCAGUUGGAAGGAGGCUUUUCUGGGCGCACAAAUAAGUUGGUUGAUUCCUGUUACAGUUUCUGGAUAGGUGCGGUAUUUGCAUUGGUCGAGUGCAUCACAAAAGAAAAGACUUUAUUCAACCGUCAGGCUCUUCGGUGUUAUAUUCAUAAUUGUUGCCAGGAUGAAAGAGGUGGGUUAAAGGAUAAACCUGGGAAGCACCCGGAUUUUUACCAUACAAACUACUCCAUCUGUGGACUUAGCAUUGCUGAACAUUGCUACACGGCGCAAAAGCUAGAUGGUUUUUCCUUCAAGAGCGAAGAAGUUGAUGACGCAUGUUACACGCUUCCAGUGAAUCCUGUUUUUGGUUUACCAUUGGGAUACGCUGAACGUUGUAGGAUGAAUAUGGAUCAAUUAGUAUCUCAUUGA